This is a messenger RNA of Pieris rapae (cabbage white), 949 nucleotides long. RefSeq names its product thioredoxin domain-containing protein 17. The transcript is spliced from 3 exons. Lineage: Eukaryota; Metazoa; Arthropoda; Insecta; Lepidoptera; Pieridae. Bases 198 to 581 code for a protein of 127 amino acids. The record is from RefSeq and is a predicted model, not a curated record. Gene Ontology annotation, molecular function: protein-disulfide reductase [NAD(P)H] activity; DNA binding; zinc ion binding. Gene Ontology annotation, cellular component: cytosol.
AAGUAACAAGCUCCGGUAAUGGCUAGAAUCAAUCAAUUUACAUGAAUGCAAAAAUUCCAAUAUACUUCAAUUUCAUCAGUCACCUGUAACGACUAAAGUUUGUAAGAUUGUUAGUGUCUGCGGAGGGUGAUUUCUAAAAUCAUAGCAUAAUAAAUACCUGGUUUUAGUUUUAAAUUAAUUAAAUUAUUGUGAGCAAUAUGGUAACUAUAGUAAAUAUUAAAGGAUUUGAUGAGUUUGCUAGUUACACCGAACACAUAGAUCCAAAUGGUCCCAUGACUCUUUUCUACUUCAGCGGUUCAAAGACGAAUAAUGGGAAGAGUUGGUGUCCUGAUUGCGAAGUGGCUGAACCAAUAGUAAAGGCAUUUUUGGGUGAACUGAAGAAAAAUGUGACUUUCGUGUUUGUUGAUGUUGGUGAUAGAGAUUAUUGGAAAGAAAAAACAUGUCCAUUCCGAUUGGAUAGUCGCACAAGACUAAUGGUUAUUCCAACAAUAAUUAAAUGGAAAGGUGUUCAAAGACUUGAAGGUUCCCAGUGUAACAAUAGAGAACUGCUACAAAUGCUAUUUGAAGAUGAGGAUGAUUAAAUUUUUUUAUUGAACAUAUAAUACACACUAAUAAUGUUGAAUGAAUAUUUAUUAUAUUUGGUAUGUUACAGUACCUUUUUUCCAUAACAUUCAAUGUUUAUGGAGUGUUAGUGUCUGUUAGUAUAUUUAUUGUUGUUCAAUAAUUUUGUAGUGGGUAUUAUUGUAUGUAAAUUUGGUAAAAGAUAGGUGUAGAGAUAUCUUUUGUAAUACAAUAUUCAACCUGGUUAAUAGAAAUUAAACCAUUUUUGAAUUACGAUUAUAAAUCUACAUCCUUUUUUUGGGAAUUUUUUUUAUGUAGUCUCUUGUAUAAAUUUAUUCUUGAAUUGUUUCAGUUUUAAAAACAGUGAUGUAACAUGGAAUUUAAUAUC